This is a messenger RNA of Tribolium madens (black flour beetle), 1610 nucleotides long. Its product is annotated as cytochrome P450 4g1-like. The record is from RefSeq and is a predicted model, not a curated record. Gene Ontology annotation, molecular function: monooxygenase activity; heme binding; oxidoreductase activity, acting on paired donors, with incorporation or reduction of molecular oxygen. The transcript has 4 exons. NCBI's taxonomy places the organism in Eukaryota, Metazoa, Arthropoda, Insecta, Coleoptera, Tenebrionidae. Bases 256 to 621 code for a protein of 121 amino acids.
UUUUGGGUUGCAUCGCCAGAUCGUCAGGCUCAUUAUCUUAUCUGAAUCGCCCUGUAUAUUAAUUUUGUCUAGAAAUGUUUUUUCUUAGAGUAGAAGAUCUUCUAACGAUUCGUGCAUGUUCUAUUUGGUUUUAUACAGAUUUUCUAUGGAAUAGAUCUUCGCUGGGUAGAGAAAUGGACAAAAUGUGCAAAGAAGUGUUUUCUAUUGCAAAACAAGUGGUAAAAUUUAAAAAAAUCAAGUUUAAACCAAAAUCCAAUGAUACCAGAUUCUUACGUAAUCCCUACUGGAAGUAUUGUCUUGAUUCCGAUAUAUCACAUUAGCAGAAAAUCUGAAUUUUGGAAAGAACCAAAUAAAUUCGAUCCUGAUCGAUUUUUACCAGAAAAUAAUACGAAUCGACAUCGUUACACUUUUAUUCCUUUUAGUUCAGGGCCCAGAAAUUGCGUGGGUUACAAGUACGGCAUAAUGUCAGUGAAAGUUCUGUUGUCGACAAUUUUAAGAAAGUACACCAUAAAACCUUCUGAAUAUAAAAAAUUGGAAGAUAUUGAAAUGAUCAUUAGUGUUGUGGCCAAACCAAUAUCAGGUUACAAGAUAAAAUUAGAGAAAAAAGUGAUUGAAAAGUGAUAAUUUCGAAAGUACGAGGGAAGAUCAGUAUUUACGGUUCCUACUCGUAUGUAUUGUAAUGUGUUUUCUUUUAUUUACUAUUUUACUUAUUUAAACCGGGCGCCACCAACUUUUUCCUAAAAGUUGGAAAAGAACUGUUUGGAGAUGUUCUCCAGGUUUACACUACAUAAGAAUGCCUUUCCGGCCAGCUUUUAUACAGUGGAGAGGAAUGGGGAGGUUCGAUUGAAUUAAACACAGGUGAUUGAAAAGAGAAAUUUAUUUAGUAACUAUAACAACAAUAACAACAGAUAAAAUAACAAACUUUACAAAACAAAAUCUAGCUUGGACCUAGUGAACCCUAGCCCUUGGAGAAGACGUCCUCCGUGGGUGAAUUUGAGGGGAGAAGUCCCGUCGGUUGCUUUUCCUGAAGAGGUCCAGGAAAUUAUCCCACCUGGAAACUGUCCCAGAUGUUAAGCCCUUACCACGGAAGGGAUCCCGUGGCCCGUGUUCAGAGGUGAACUCGGCUCCCAGAAACUGUCCUGAGGCAGGUGUGGUUUAACGACGGAAGAAGGUCCCGUCGACCGUAUUCUUUGAAGAUGUCCAAAGAGUACAAUCCUUCAGAAGCCGUCCUGAAGUUAUUCCACCAAGAGAGGUCCUGGUGAUUUCGUCCGAAGAUGUCCGGAAGGAGACUCAAGUGAAUCUGCCGGUGUGGCGGCCCGUUCUCCUUUAUAUACGCUUUGAAGUCAACAUUCCUAUAGCAACAAAACAAACACUUUGUUUCCACUUUUGAUCCAUUUAUCUGGGCGUACCUCUCAUUGGUCUAUUUUUGGCGGUUAUUUUAAAUAAAACACCGACACAUCAUAACGUUUAUACAAUGAAUUUUUACACUUUAUAACUGACUAAUUGUUUGGAAAAUAUGCUACACAUAUUUCUAAUACCAAACAAAUACUAAAUCUAAAAUUUUAUUACAGUAUGUACCUAAUAAAUAAAAGUAGUGAAUUCAAAAUUUU